Aspergillus brunneoviolaceus CBS 621.78 is the source of this 2526-nucleotide messenger RNA. RefSeq names its product calpain-like protease PalBory. The transcript has 3 exons. Gene Ontology annotation, biological process: proteolysis. The record is from RefSeq and is a predicted model, not a curated record. The coding region runs from base 1 to 2526 and encodes 841 amino acids. Gene Ontology annotation, molecular function: calcium-dependent cysteine-type endopeptidase activity. Lineage: Eukaryota; Fungi; Ascomycota; Eurotiomycetes; Eurotiales; Aspergillaceae.
AUGAUACAGACAGCCGAGGAAGAUGUACUUGCCGCUACAUCUCAAGCCGAGGCUCUUGAAGCAGCUAUCAACGCCGCCGAGCACUACAUGAAAGCCUUAAGCUUGUCGUCAACCUCAAAGGACAAAAAAGCUCUAGACGCUAAGUGCAAAGAUUGGCUUCUCCGGGCCGAAAGAAUCAAGGUAGCGAAAGAUUGGCGCCUUGCGAUUCGUGACCAUGGCAGCAAUGACCCAGUGACUCGUUACCCUAGAUCGGUGCGCAAACUCACAACUCGGGAGGAAAUCAUUCUUCUCGAGAGUGCGAAAUUGAACCAUGCGAUCUUUCCACCAUGGUCAAGUGCUCCAGGAUUUGAUGAGUUUGAACGUCAACUUGGGGAGGACCUCUUUACAGACUCGCCCGAACUCCAUCUCUCAAACCAACAGAGGGAUGUUUUUGCGGGCUGGAAACGACCAAAGGAGCUGCUUUUGCAAAAGCACGCAGGAGAAACAGAUAUUCCCACUCUCCCGGCGAUGGCCGUAACAGAGAAGACUGAUUUAGUGCAGGACAUGGUAACAGAUUGCUCUGUCGUUGCUAGUCUGUGCGCUAUUACAUCUAGGUACGAGCGUGGAAUAGAUAAGUUGCAGCUCCAUUACCCAGUGGUAUAUCCCUGCGAUCUUCGUUACACAGAUCCCAAGCUUUCACCUUCGGGGAAAUACAUCUUCUGUUUUUAUUUCAACGGGUGUUUUCGCAAGGUGGUCAUAGAUGAUCGCCUACCAUCGUCGAAAAAAUCACGGUCACUUCAUGUGGUCGACCGAAGCAAUCCUUGCUAUAUAUGGCCUGCCUUGGUGGAGAAAGCGUACCUGAAGCUUCGCGGGGGAUAUGACUUUCCUGGAAGUAACUCUGGAACAGACUUGUGGGUGCUGACAGGAUGGAUCCCUGAGCAAGUCUUCCUUCACCAUGAAGACGUCACUGGCGAACAGAUCUGGAGGCGGCUCUAUAAAGCAUUUCAAGCCGGUGAUGUUCUACUGACAAUAGGUACUGGAAGAUUGACAGAAAGGGAGCAGGAGGAACUUGGCUUAGUGAGUGAGCAUGACUAUGCCAUUCUGGAUAUGAAGGAGACCAAAAGCCGCCGUCAAAUGCUCGUGAAGAAUCCAUGGGCUGGCGAUUAUGACCAUGACAGCAACUUCGAACUCAGCUCUGGCUACGAAGAUACGUCUCAUGUCUCACCUGGAACCUUUUGGAUGGACUGUGAGGAUGUUCUUCAGAAUUUUGAAAAUCUAUAUCUGAAUUGGAAUCCCUCCCUGUUCAGAUGCCGACAAGAUCUUCACUUUACAUGGGACCUCACAACUGAUAGAGGACUGGCUGGUUGUUUCGCCAAGAACCCUCAGUUUUCUGUGUCCAGCAAUGCUGGCGGUACCGUCUGGUUACUGCUUGGAAAGCAUUUUCGGACAGUCGACCAUCACGACGAAUCUGGGCCAUCUGCCCAUUGCGACGAGCCCGGAUUCAUCAGCCUCUAUGUGUUUGAUGCAGGUGGUCAGCGAGUUUCCUUGAGUGACGGGGCACUUCAUCGUGGCCCCUAUGUUGAUUCGCCGAACACUCUAAUGAGGUUAGACAUGCCUUCAUACACGACCUACACCGUGGUAGUAUCCGAGCAAUCUUUACCAUCCGCAAAGCAACAUUUCACACUAUCUGCACUGUCCUCUAGUCCAGUGGGUAUCGCGCAUGCGCAGAAUAAAUACAAAUUCACAACAAAGGUCCAUGGCUCCUGGACCCCGUCGACUGCAGGAGGGAAUGCAGAGUCAGCCCGAUAUCCAUUCAAUCCCCAAUUUAGCUUUAAAAUCAGCAGUGCAACCGAUAUUUCGCUCCUCCUCGAGCCAGAGGAGUCCGACUUAGCAACGCAUGUUAAAUUGUUCUGGUCCAACGGUCAGCGUAUCUCCCGAGUUCGAAGCCGCGACAUUGCUGCCGACAGUGGGGACUACCGUCGCGGCGGCUCGCUUGCAGAGAAAUUGGGGCUUAGUGAAGGAGUCUACACAAUCGUCUGCUCGACUUUCGCGCCCGAUCAAUUGGGAAGCUUCAACCUCUGGGUUUCUUCCUCCGGUCCAUGUGAAGUAAAGCCACUGGCGCCAGAAGCCGCUGGGCGACGCGCAGUGAUAUCAGACAUUGGAGUCCUGUCCCCUGGGAAAGACCGGAUGCUGGCGCCGCUGGAGACCCCACGGCUGACGCGCCUUAAGAUAAUUGGAAGAAGCAGACAGUCCACGAUUGCGAACCGACCCGUUGGGCCUUCGCCCAUGCUGAUGACAGUCGAACUUGGCCAAGGACCUUACAAAGAGAUACUAGCAACAUCUGAAGACGGAAACCACAGUGAUGCCAUUUCGGGUGUGCGCAUCGAGGAUUUCAAUCUGCACCCUAAUCUUGAGGACCGUGGCGGAGCGUGGAUUGUCAUCGAGCGGAUUGGAGGACCUGGAGGACAGGUUGAAGACCACUUUGAGGUGGAAAUUCUAGGUGAAGAGAAGCUGUACGUUGGAGAAUGGAUAGUUGAGGAUGCAUGA